GGACGGGGCCGCUGGAUGUCACCCGUGUGCCGUGCGCGCCCGGGGCUGCCCCUCCGCGGGCUGGCUGCGCUCACGCGUGUGCCCGCGGCUCCGCGCACACGCACGGACACGCGGGGCCCCGGCGGGCUCCGUCCCCGCGGGAUUUCCCAACUGCUGGCAGGACGCGGCGCCCCUGCAGCCCCCCCGCGCCCUGCCCCGACCUUUGCACGAAUCCCCCGGAGCUAUAAAGAGGGAGCCCGGGGCCGCCCCGCGUCACACAGCCCGGCGCAGCCAUGAAGGUGUCGCUGCUGUUCCUGCUGGCCUGCACGGCCGUCCUGGCGCUGGGAGCACGGGCCGACUCGCCGGAGGAGCCGAAGGCGCUGGUGCAGAAGGUGCAGGAGCUGGCCCAGAAAGCCACGGCCAUGGCCAAGGAAGCCUUCAGCAGGGUGCGGGAGUCGGAGGCGGCGCAGCAGGCCAGGCAGUGGCUGUCGGACAGCGCGGAGCUGGCGAAGCAGCGGCUGGUGUGGCUCAAGCAGCAGCUGGCCGAGCUCCUGAAGAAGACUCCGCCCGCGUAGCCUCGCCAGGGGCUGCCCGGGGUCUGUCGGGGACCCCCCCCCGAUCCCCACCCGCUGCCGUGGUGCUCUCAAUAAAGCGGGGCUGUCGCAAA
This is a messenger RNA of Passer montanus (Eurasian tree sparrow), 646 nucleotides long. Its product is annotated as apolipoprotein C-III-like. Gene Ontology annotation, biological process: lipid transport; lipoprotein metabolic process. The transcript has 4 exons. The coding region runs from base 273 to 554 and encodes 93 amino acids. Lineage: Eukaryota; Metazoa; Chordata; Aves; Passeriformes; Passeridae. Gene Ontology annotation, molecular function: lipid binding. Gene Ontology annotation, cellular component: extracellular region. The record is from RefSeq and is a predicted model, not a curated record.